Molecule: messenger RNA, 2118 nt
Organism: Lacerta agilis (Sand lizard)
Lineage: Eukaryota; Metazoa; Chordata; Lepidosauria; Squamata; Lacertidae
Gene: VSTM2B
Product: V-set and transmembrane domain containing 2B
Exons: 5
Coding region: 566-1417 (283 amino acids)
Source: RefSeq, a predicted model, not a curated record
GCGGACUGGGAAUCGCUCUCUCGGCUUCUUCACUCUCCCUUGGAAGAGGAGAGCCCAGAUGGGUUUGGGCAGGAAACCUGGGAUUGCUUCCUCGUUUGGGGGCUCCAGAAAACCCCGUUCAGACCAAGGAAGUUGAAUUGCGGUUGUCGCAGAGUUGUUAGAGGAGGAGGAGGAAGAAGAAGAAGAGGCUUCAGGCUGGUGGGAAUUAAUAAUUACAAUCAAACCGGCAGAUUUACGCUUUGGCUUCUCAGGAUCAAUUUCUUCUAACGUCACGACAGCAAUUUUUUUUCUCCGUUGGACCAACUGGCUGUGGAUUUUAUAUGUGCUUCCAAAGAGAGAGAACAGGGAGAAGAGAGAAGUGGGGGAGGAAAGAAAUCGAGCUCGGUGGCUAUUUAUUUUAUUUCAUUUUUAAAAGUGUCCCUCUUCGUAUUUAUCCUGUCGCUGGACCAGGCUCUCCAAUGCCUUGGCACUGCCAUGGGAUGUGAAGAUCUCUUAGCCUGGUUGUUUUGACCACCCCCUCCGAUCCCCUCGCUUUGCCCUGUACUCCAAAGUCCACAUAUAUGAGAUGGAAAAUCGAGGGCUGCUAGGCUCCCUUUGUUACCUGAUGCUCAAUGCCCCCUUGCUCUUCAUGGUCCAGGCUACAUUUACGGAAGUUCCUAAAGAUGUGACUGUUAGAGAGGGAGAUGAUAUUGAGAUGCCUUGUGCUUUCCGGGCCAGCGGAUCCACCUCUUACUCCUUGGAAAUCCAAUGGUGGUAUCUUAAGGAACCAGCACGAGAGCUUGCUCACGAAUUAGCCAUCAGUGGCCCCGGCAGCAGAACCAAGGUAACAAAUAAGGAUGCAACAAAGAUCAGUACGGUGCGCGUCCAGGGCAAUGACAUCUCCCACCGGCUGCGGCUGUCCAGUGUGCGGAGGCAGGACGAGGGCGUGUACGAGUGCCGCGUGUCGGACUACGGCGACGAGGACACUCAGGAGCACAAGGCCCAGGCGCAACUGCGCGUCCUGGCUCGCUUCUCCCCGCCCGACGUGCAGGCGGCCGAGGCGGUCUCGCACAUCCAGAGCAGCGGCCCGCGCAGGAGUAGCCCACCCGGGCGAGCCACGGCCGAGCCGCCCCUGGGGGACAAGCGCCUCCUGCCGGCGCAGGGCGAAGCCGCAGCCUCUUCUUCCUCCUCGUCGGCAGCCUCCAUCCCCGCCGCCGCUUCGUCGUCGUCCUCUUCCUCCUCCAACUCCAGCACCACGACUAUCGUGGCGGCGGCGGCGGCAGCAGCAGCGUCGUCGGCCUCGCCUCCGCCUGGCAAAGCCACCAUCCUCCGCCAGCAGCACGGAUCAGGUACUGAGCCAAUUUACGUGACAGAUCCUUUCCUCUAUUCGUUCCUGUUGAUGUUCCAUAAGCUUGUACACUUAUUCUUAGACCACUGAUGGACUUCUUUAUCCGAUAAUCCCCAGCCAAAUGAGAAAGGAAACUAUGUAAAACAAAAACAAAAAACAGACGGAAAAAGAACCCUCAAUGAGAACUAGAAUCUUAAAGAUGGACAGAAAGAGACUGGAAAAGAAGCAUGAACACAUUCAACAAGGGGAGGGGUAAAGCAUAUUUUUGGGACAUUACACAAAGGUCAGUCACCUGAAAUAAUGCAUCUAGUUUUGAGAUUCUAUGGUAUCAAUGCCCUGUUCCACACAAGGUAGCUAUUAUUUCUCUCUUUUCCAACGUCUUUUUUCCCCUCUAAAUCUUUCCUCUGACAAUUAAUUUUGCACGAACUGUUGAACAGUUGCUUUUAUGAUGAUAUGUAAAGAUAUGGGAGGGUGGGGGGGGCAAAGCCCUUCUAAGGAAGGGUCCUAUUUUUUAGUAGAUUAUUGUGGUUAGGCUUUUUAUUUUUAUUAUUUUUAUUUCCUUUCUCCUCCUCCCUCCCCCUCCCCCUCUUUUUUAAUUAAAUUAUUUCUUUUGGGGGGAACUAUUGAUUUUUUAAAAAGGCACAUCUUACCAUAAUGGAUAUUCACUGUCGAUAAUAUUUAUUUUUAAAUAUAAAAAAGAAAGGUUGGAAACAAGGUAAGACAUUUGUUUAUAAACCGUAUUGUAUAUUGCUGAAUAACAGUUGAAUUAAAAAAAAGAGAUUUUGAAAUAA